Messenger RNA from Penicillium manginii, 1497 nucleotides. Its product is annotated as Vegetative incompatibility protein HET-E-1. The transcript has 2 exons. Bases 1 to 1497 code for a protein of 498 amino acids. The record is from RefSeq and is a predicted model, not a curated record. Lineage: Eukaryota; Fungi; Ascomycota; Eurotiomycetes; Eurotiales; Aspergillaceae.
AUGUAUGUCGAAGGGGGGGCCGCCCUCAAGGAGUCCUACCAAUGGAUCCUCCGCCAUCCUAAGUUUCAAUGUUGGCGCGACAACGACGAUAGCCAGGUCCUUUGGAUCAAGGGCGACCCUGGCAAAGGCAAGACGAUGCUGCUCUGUGGCAUCAUCGACGAGCUCCGCGCUACCACGAAACUGGCGGAUCACCAAGCGAAGACCCUCAUAUCGUUCUUUUUCUGCCAAGCCACCGUCCCCAAGCUGAGUAACGCUCAUGCUGCCCUGCGUGGGUUGAUCUAUAUGCUUGUGGACACGCAGCCGACGCUUCUAUCCUAUGUACGGAAACAAUUCAAGGGCACCGGGGAGCAGCGAUUUGGGGAUGCGGAAGCGUGGGCUGCAUUGUGCAAUAUGUUCUUGGAUAUUUUGCGCGAUUUGAGCCUAGACAAGACAUACAUCCUGGUUGACGCUCUCGACGAAUGCGUGCAGGACCAAGACAAGCUCUUGAAAUUGAUUCUCCAAGAGACGAAAGAUCUCCCGCACGUCAAAUGGAUCAUUUCCAGCCGAAACCAUGUCGAACAGCGCACACGGCUGGUGGACUCGCAAUCAAUACUGAGUCUGGAACUGCAGGAGAACGCAGAUCUCGUGUCCGGGGCGAUCAGUGCUUAUAUUUCCGACCGAAUAUCGAACACCGAAUCUCUCCGGGACAACCCGGACCGGGAAUAUGUUCGACAAGUCCUCCACGAGAAAGCCGAGGGAACGUUCCUCUGGGUGGCUCUCGUCGCUCAGGAGCUCCAGGAUGCCGAUAGCUGGGAUGUGAGGCAGGUGGUCGAUGAUGUACCAACUGGGCUGGAUGAUCUGUAUGCGCGGAUUAUCGACCAGAUCGAACAACUGGAGCCUCGAAGCCGAGAGUACUGUCAGCUGGUUCUCUCGGCGACCACCCUAGCCUACCGGCCGCUUCAGCUGCUGGAGCUGGGAGCUGUGUCCGGACUUCCCGAAGUGAUCGCCGGCAACGCCAAGAAUAUGGAGAAGAUCGUCAAGAAGAGCGGCUCUUUCCUCACGGUUCGCGACAAGACAAUCUACUUUGUGCAUCAGUCCGCGAAGGACUAUCUGAUCGAAAAAACCGUGUUGAGCAUACUUCCCUCCGGCCAUGCGGCGGCCCACUACCGUAUAUUCACGCAAUCACUGCAGAUCAUGAACAAGACGUUAUCGAAGCGUGAUGCAUACUGCCUCGGCGCCCUCGGUACUCAUAUCACCGAGGUCAAGCAGCCUGAGCCAGAUCCACUCGCAGCAGCGCGUUAUUCAUGUGUCUACUGGGUGGACCAUCUCGAACAAUCUGGAUCAUACGAAGAACUUCAGGACGCUGGCCCCGUCGACACAUUCCUCCGAACCCGAUGUCUCUGCUGGCUCGAGGCACUGAGUCUCCUUCGAAGCGUAACUAGUGGAGUCCUGUCGAUAGAGAAACUUGGUAGUCUGCUACGGGUAUGUGGUCAUUUAUUGCGCUUCAUACAGUUCUAA